Pseudomassariella vexata is the source of this 2964-nucleotide messenger RNA. Its product is annotated as adaptin N terminal region-domain-containing protein. Gene Ontology annotation, molecular function: clathrin-cargo adaptor activity. The coding region runs from base 1 to 2964 and encodes 987 amino acids. The transcript is spliced from 7 exons. The record is from RefSeq and is a predicted model, not a curated record. Lineage: Eukaryota; Fungi; Ascomycota; Sordariomycetes; Amphisphaeriales; Pseudomassariaceae. Gene Ontology annotation, biological process: intracellular protein transport; clathrin-dependent endocytosis. Gene Ontology annotation, cellular component: membrane coat; AP-2 adaptor complex.
AUGGCUUCCUCAGCGGCAGCCGGCUUCCUCGGCAGGUCGAGUAGCAAUAACUCAAACAUGCGCGGACUUGUUCAGUUUAUUGCCGACUUACGAAAUGCGCGCGCGCGCGAGUUGGAAGAGAAGAGAAUCAACAAGGAAUUGGCCAACAUCAGGCAAAAGUUCAAAGAUGGCAACUUGAGCGGCUAUCACAAGAAGAAAUAUGUUUGCAAACUACUGUAUAUAUACAUUCUCGGCUGGAACGUCGACUUUGGCCACCUCGAAGCCGUCAACCUCAUCUCCGCCAACAAAUACUCUGAAAAGCAAAUAGGAUACCUGGCAAUGACACUGUUUCUACACGAGAAACAUGAGCUGUUGCAUCUGGUCGUCAACAGCAUCCGGAAAGAUUUACUGGAUCAUAAUGAGCUCUUCAACUGCCUCGCUCUGCACGCAAUCGCAAACGUGGGAGGCAGGGAAAUGGGAGAGGCUCUAAGCGCGGAGGUCCAUAGACUCCUUAUUUCUCCAACAUCCAAGGCAUUUGUGAAGAAGAAGGCAGCUCUCACACUGCUCCGUUUGUACCGCAAGCACCCAGACAUCAUUCAGCCACAAUGGGCAGAGCGAAUAAUAUCGCUCAUGGACGAUCAAGAUCUUGGAGUUGCUCUGUCGGUCACUUCUCUAGUCAUGGCUGUUGCUCAAGACAACCUGGAGCAGUACAGGGGCGCUUACGUCAAGGCAGCGUCGAGGCUCAAACGCCUCCUGGUAGAUGACGACUACACAUCAGACUACCUCUACUACAAGGUACCAUGUCCUUGGUUACAGGUGAAGCUCUUGAGGUUACUCCAGUACUUCCCGCCCUCAGAUGACAGCCACGUUCGCGAGAUGAUUCGGGAAUCGCUGCAGAAGACGUUGAACCUAGCCAUGGAGACCAACAAGAACGUCCAACAGAACAAUGCGCAGAAUGCCGUGCUCUUUGAGGCGAUCAAUCUCAUCAUCCACCUAGACACCGAGCACGCCUUAAUGAAGCAAAUAUCCUCCCGCUUGGGACGCUUCAUUACUUCUAGGGAAACCAACGUCCGGUACCUGGGCUUGGAGGCAAUGACACAUCUGGCAGCUCGGGCAGAGAAUUUGGGCCCCAUCAAACAGCACCAAGAGGUUAUUCUCGGGUCUCUGAAGGAUCGCGAUAUCAGUGUCCGCAGAAAGGGUCUCGAUUUGCUAUAUAGUAUGUGCGAUUCGACCAAUUCCGGACCAAUCGUGUCGGAACUACUGCACUACCUGCAGAAUGCCGACUUCGCGAUCCGAGAGGAAAUGGCUCUGAAGAUUGCCAUUCUCACCGAGAAAUAUGCCACCGACAUCCAGUGGUAUAUCAACGUGUCCCUCAAGCUGGUGGCCGUGGCGGGUGACCACCUAAGCGACGAGGUAUGGCAGCGGGUGAUUCAGAUCGUCACGAACAACGAGGAGCUCCAGGUUUAUGCUGCUCAGAACACGUUGCAGCACGUUAAGCAGGAUCACUGCCACGAGACGCUUGUGAAGAUUGGAGUCUACGUUCUUGGAGAGUUUGGGCAUCUGAUCGCCGAGGAAAAGGGGUGCAGCCCCAUUGAGCAGUUCCUGGCACUACAGGGAAAGCUUCCUGCCUGCUCCUCGAGCACUCGCGCUAUGAUUCUAUCGUCUUUUGUCAAGUUUGUCAACUUGUUUCCCGAAAUCAAGCCACAGCUUCUGCACGUCUUCGACGUCUAUAGCCACACAUUGGACUCGGAGCUUCAACAGAGAGCAUGUGAGUACCUGAUGCUAGCUAGCCAGCCUACGGACGACUUGCUCCGCACCGUUUGCGACGAGAUGCCCCCAUUCCCGGAGCGACAAUCUGCACUUCUGUCAAGACUGCACCAGAAACAUGCCAACACCAGCGACAAGCGGACGUGGGUUGUCGGCGGAAAGGACGCAAAUGCCGAUGCCACAGAAUUGAACAUGGCCAAAAAUCCCGGCCUUAGGAGGACCUUCAGUUCGAACGGCCCGACCAAUGGCAAUGGUUUGGCCAACGGCGCCACAAACGGUGCAAACGGCCACUCCAGCAAUGACCUAGCUGGCCUGGAUAUGAGCGCUGGACCGAACGAACAAAAGCUGUUGAAGGUUCCAAAUCUGGCCAGUGCUGCUCAUUUGUCUCCCGGCUGGGAAGUAGGCUACUACAAAAUGCUGCUUAAAUCCGACGGCAUUCUGUUCGAAGAUGGCCAGUUGCAAGUUGGAAUUCGAUCCGAGUACAGAGGCCAGAUGGCUUGUCUCAUCCUCUACUUCACCAAUAAGACGCCCGCAGCAGUUAGUUCCUUCACGACGACGUUGGACCUGGAUGAGAGCGAGAAGACCAAGCUCACCUGGGACGUCAAGACCAUGCCUGAUAGCUCUAUUGCUCAGGGCCAGCAGACGAGGCAGGUCAUCAUGUUCGAGUCCAAGCGAGUCUUCGACAAGGCACCGACGAUUCGUGUCAGUUAUCUUGCUGGUGCUCUGCAGGCACUUACACUGAAACUGCCGCUCACUGCACACAAAUUCAUGGAUCCCGCCGACCUGACUGCGGAGGAUUUCUUCAAGCGCUGGAAGCAGAUUGGCGGUGCGCCACGCGAGGCACAGCAGAUCUUUGGUCUCGCCGCUAGCAAGGACAGCAGCAUGGAGAUCAACGAGAGCUUCAUCCGUAAGACGGUACAGGGAUUCAGAUGGGGGGUUCUUGACGGCGUCGACCCUAACAGCAAGAACUUUGUGGGAGCUAGUGUGCUGCACACAGCGGAGGGAGGCAAGUUUGGGUGUCUGCUCAGACUGGAACCCAACUACUCAUCACAGAUGAUCCGACUCACGCUCCGGGCGACUGAUGAGAGUGUCCCCGCAGUCCUGCUCAAGCUCAUGGUAGAGCGCUUGGCGGCUGGCAUGUCGACAGCGCCACUGUUGAACGAGGGACCGACCAGGCGGGAGAUAACAGACACGUUUAGCAGUAUCAUGGUGACAUAA